Molecule: messenger RNA, 1065 nt
Organism: Colletotrichum orchidophilum
Lineage: Eukaryota; Fungi; Ascomycota; Sordariomycetes; Glomerellales; Glomerellaceae
Exons: 3
Coding region: 1-1065 (354 amino acids)
Source: RefSeq, a predicted model, not a curated record
AUGAUCAAGGUAUGGAUUGAUAUCAUCAUUACCUUUCCCUGCUGCAGUGCACAACAUUAUCUAUAUUCUGUGCAAGCUCCCGCCGUGGGCCGCGCAAAUCUCAUCGCCGCACUUGCCUCGGCAAAGCAACCACCGAAACGAUCGAUAGUGACUCUAGCAAACUGCGACAAUGCAUGGCUCGUCUCCAUUCCCAAGCCUCCCGGAACGACUGGAAAUAAGGCAUUCUACCACAUCCUGCAAGACCCUUGGCUCGGUGGCAUCAACGAUGUUUUCACCGCCUAUCUCUUGCGGAUGCAGCUCAAAGAAAAGUCGGCACUAGACGGCAUCGAGGCCUCCUUGAAGGAGGACACCGAGCACUGCCUCGAUGCGGUUGUCGUCACCCAUACCAACCCGGAUCACCUGCGUGCAGAGACGCUGCGAACCAUUGAUCCGUCAAUGAGGGUCUUCACCGUGGAAGACGCUGCUGCUACCAUCUCCGCAAUGAAGCAUUUUGACAGUGUCGCUGACCUCCCGGAUUUUGCUCGCGACCAGGCGUGGCCCGUCACGCCAGAGAUGCCCGGGUGGCUGUCCGUCUUCCGGCUUCAGGACGAGACCAAGAAGUAUCCGCAUCUAUACCGUGCAAUCGUCAUCAAGAGUGCAGUUUCAAAUGAUAAGAACGAGGUCAUUCUGUACAGCCCGCACGGAGUAGAUCCCGGUAUCGUAGACGCCGCCAUGGAGAUGAACCCCGACGCAAGCGUACUUGCAAUGACGCGCCCGCUCAACGAGACCGGCGCUGGCAUCAAGUCCAAGGGGGUCGCCAAUGCACUCAAGAUUGAGAGGAAACAGGGACCAAAGUAUUGGAUUCACUGCCAAGAAUGUAUUCAGCAUUCAGUACUAAAUUGGUUCAUGGCUUUUGGAGACGCUACUUUGGAACAGGGCUUGAAGGAGGAGGCGAGAGAUGCGGAAGAAGAUUUACCCAAGCCCAGCUGCGUAACAAUUUUGAACGGCGGAGGAUUAAUACUAGCAUUAAAAGGGUUGUCCCCGAUCAAACAUAUUCCAUGGAUCUAUGCCAUCAGACACAAUUAA